This is a messenger RNA of Lycium barbarum (goji berry), 1736 nucleotides long. RefSeq names its product ribokinase. The coding region runs from base 75 to 1256 and encodes 393 amino acids. The record is from RefSeq and is a predicted model, not a curated record. The transcript is spliced from 6 exons. NCBI's taxonomy places the organism in Eukaryota, Viridiplantae, Streptophyta, Magnoliopsida, Solanales, Solanaceae. Gene Ontology annotation, biological process: D-ribose metabolic process. Gene Ontology annotation, molecular function: ribokinase activity.
GUGAACUUAUCAGAGUUCACAAUAAAAUAUUGUUUUGUCACAUGUGGCAUCUCCAUCAAUAACACAAAACAAGAAUGACACAAAGACAAGAGCAAAAUAGCGAAGAACAAGAACAAAAGGAAAACAUGAGGAGUCUAACAACACCUUUACAAUCAAAACAUUGGCACCCAACAUGCCAAAACAACCUCAAAAAACCAGAAAGUUACAAUCUUUAUAACAACCCACUCCAAUUUAAUGGCAAAAACAGCAACUCUUUAUCAAGAAAAGUGAAACCCAUAUCUUGUUUUGCUUCAGAAAACCCAAAUCAACCAAUCUUGAAAGAAACAAAACCUCCAUUAGUAGUAGUUGGAUCAGCCAAUGCAGAUAUAUAUGUUGAGAUUGAUAGGUUACCAAAAGAAGGUGAAACAAUUUCAGCAAAAACAGGUCAAACAUUGGCUGGUGGAAAAGGGGCUAAUCAAGCUGUUUGUGGUGGAAAACUUGCUUAUCCAACUUUUUUUAUUGGUCAAGUUGGUGAAGAUGCACAUGGGAAAUUGAUUACUGAAGCAUUAGAGAAUUGUGGGGUGUGUUUGGAUCAUCUUAGUAUUGUUACUAAUGCUCCCACUGGGCAUGCUGUUGUGAUGCUUCAAUCUGAUGGACAAAAUUCUAUUAUUAUUGUUGGUGGUGCUAAUAUGUCUUGUUGGCCUGAAAAUUUGUCUGAUGAGGAUUUGGAGAUUGUGAAAAGUGCAGGGAUUGUAUUGCUUCAAAGGGAAAUUCCAGAUUUUGUUAACAUUCAAGUUGCAAAGGCUGCCAGGAAUGCACAUAUUCCAGUUAUUCUAGAUGCUGGUGGCAUGGAUUCUCCAGUCCCUCUAGAACUUCUUCGUUGUGUUGACAUUUUCAGCCCAAACGAAACUGAGCUGGCUCGCAUAACAAAAAUGCCAACAGCAAGUUUUGAACAAAUCAGCAAGGCGGUGGAGAAGUGCUAUGAACUGGGAGUUAACCAAGUCCUUGUUAAGCUUGGGGCCAAUGGAUCCGCUCUUUUCACAAAAGGAGAGGAACCGUUGCGGCAACCCAUUAUAAAAGCUGCAAAAGUCAUUGAUACAACAGGAGCUGGUGACACUUUUACAGCUGCUUUUGCAGUGGCCCUGGUGGAGGGGAAAUCCAAAGAGGAAUGUUUGAGAUUUGCUGCCGCAGCAGCUUCUCUAUGUGUACAAGUGAAGGGAGCUAUCCCAAGCAUGCCCGAGAAGAAAGCAGUUUUCACUCUUCUUCAGUCAGCUUGAAGAGUUUGGUAUUCCUUCAUCAUCUCCUUGUACAUAAAAAUAAGAGGUUCUCAGGUUGAUGAGUUGAAGUUCUGGACUAUUGGUUUUCAUGAAGAGGACUGCAAUGGAGCACUGGUUAACUUCAGGAAGGAGCACUAAUCUGCAUAUUUUGCUGCUGAUGCCUUCCGCUUGUUAAUUUUGGGAUUGAAGAUACAUCCCUGAUAACUCUAGCUUUUUUAAAAGAACUUCUGGUGUAGUAUCUUUUUCCAUGAUUUGUUUCACUUGUGCUUCUGGCAUCUCAAUUCUCAGCCAAUGAAUAACUCCAGGCAGCUGGUUAGCAUAGCUGUUUCCUGUUUGCCAGGAAACUAACCAGCAAAGGGCACAUUAUUUUAAACUUCAGCUUCCGUUACCGAUUAGUGCUGGAAAAAUUCCAGCUUUGACAAAUUUGACUGCUAUUCAGGAUUGAAAUGAGCUUCAUCUUGUUCCUGACUGAUUUACUUA